AUGAACGAACAAAGUUGUAGGAGCUGGCAACGUCAACCGUUUCCCGUACUCCCUUUGAACUUCAACUCGAAAGCGCGGACAGCCGGCCGGGUCCGAGCAGCACUCGCCGUUCCUGCCUCUGCUGUCCCAUUGUUGUUGCUUCGCGCUCCUUCUCAAACCGAAAGAAUCAUAAUGUCGUCCCCUACUGCGCCGCAGACCCCCGGCCCCAGUGCCCGUCGCGGCCGCCCGCCCGGCUCGCGUAAUAACACUCCUUCUGUCGCUCGCAUUCGCGAGCUGGAGGUCGCCGCCCGCGAGGGCCAGGCCGCGGCCACCCAAGCCCAAGAGGCGUACGUGAAAAGGCAUUGCAGAAGUCAUCCACUUUCAGCUCCAAGCCAUGAGAUCGAGGCAUGA
This is a messenger RNA of Neurospora tetrasperma FGSC 2508, 390 nucleotides long. RefSeq lists its product as uncharacterized. The transcript is spliced from 2 exons. The record is from RefSeq and is a predicted model, not a curated record. Bases 1 to 390 code for a protein of 129 amino acids. NCBI's taxonomy places the organism in Eukaryota, Fungi, Ascomycota, Sordariomycetes, Sordariales, Sordariaceae.